Messenger RNA from Dermacentor andersoni, 1506 nucleotides. RefSeq lists its product as uncharacterized. NCBI's taxonomy places the organism in Eukaryota, Metazoa, Arthropoda, Arachnida, Ixodida, Ixodidae. The record is from RefSeq and is a predicted model, not a curated record.
UUUACAUCACGCGCUCCGCGCGCACGAUGCCCCGGCAUUCUUUUUGUAGAACCUCAGCGCGUGGUCAGCGCAGUGAUCAAAAUUUUACAUCGCCCUCUCUUCGGCGCUGAACCCGAACCGAAGCGGCACUCGAAGCCAUCGCGAGAGCCGGACAGAAGGUAAACUCAGCAGGAAGGCGUUCGUUCAACAUGGCGGAGAUGGGCGACCCUCGGGCCGCUGUGUGCACCGAGUUCUCGCAGCGCCUCGCAGCACUAGAACCGACGCGAGACGAGCCCACGCUGGACGAGAACGACCGGUACGUGCCUAGCCCUCGCGAAGUCGAGCUCACAACGAGAGUCAUUGCCGAAGACUGCGUGGUAGCCCUCGGACCCCCGGAGCUGAGGCGACAGCUGUGCCUGACUGUAAUACGAGAAAAAAUGUCCUCGCUCGCCGUUAUUGUGGGCCAGCGGAUCGCCGAGGACGACUACUUCUUGGACUACCUGCGAAUACUGCUGGCAGCCGACGUCCACGUCGUGCCUUGCGCGUCGUCUUGGCCUCGAGAAGCGGACAAAUGCGUGUGCUUGGUGGAACCCGACGUGCUGUGGUCCCUCCUUGCGAAUGGCUUCGUCAGCACGGCCGAGGUUAGCGUUCUAGUCCUGCGCGACUUCGAGCACUACUUGGAUCCCGGCCACGCCUACCGUAAGCUCGUGCCGUGCUUCCAGAAAGUUUCUGGACAGAACAGGAAUUCGUCCGGAACGUGGCUGUUAGCACUCGCCGACGAACUGCAGGUCUGCAGUCUAGAUGGCCUCGAAAGCGAUUUGGAACGGCUGAGGACACCACUCAAGUUGACAUGCUGUCUCGCGACGCCCGUGAGACCGCACGCCAAGGAGGCUGCCCUCGAGGUCUGCUUGCUCGAGAUGGACUGGUCGGCGCAAGUCGGCAGCAUUGUGUCCAGCUCUGACGACCCAGAAGUGCAAGAAGUGGGCGCGACUCUGCGUGAGCGAGGCAUCGUGGCGGCUUGCUGCUUAGCCAAGAAGAUGGACGUAGCCAAUCCUCGGGCAGAGCUGCAAGAAUUUUUGGCGCAGUGCCAGAAACUCAUGACCAAGCUGAAGGGUGACGCUCUUCUGGGCAACGCCCAGGGCAAGACGCUGGCCCUCACGUCCACCGUGGCUUCUCAACGGGAUCUGAGGCGAUGGCUCCUAAGCCGGCAGUCGGUGGAGGUUGCCGAAGAGCUCGAAGACGUGGAGAUCAUGCCAAUGUUUGUCUUCGUGGCGACAACGGCAGACAUACCGACGUUGCGGCACUACAAAUGGGACGUCGUGGUUUUUUGCGACCUGCCUUUCGGAGUCUACUGCGACGCCUUGCUGGAAACGGCAAACCGUGCGGUCGCUCUGACUACAGAACCUCACUGGAAGAAAUGGAAGGAAGCCUUGGACUUGCACGACGACUUGGACAGGCUUGUUCUGCGCGUGAACCAGUCAUAAAGUAAGCGGUUCUCAAAGAAAAAAAGAAGUUCGCAUUGUCUGA